Molecule: messenger RNA, 994 nt
Organism: Scomber scombrus (Atlantic mackerel)
Lineage: Eukaryota; Metazoa; Chordata; Actinopteri; Scombriformes; Scombridae
Gene: ciao2b
Product: cytosolic iron-sulfur assembly component 2B
Exons: 5
Coding region: 105-584 (159 amino acids)
Biological process (GO): iron-sulfur cluster assembly
Cellular component (GO): cytosolic [4Fe-4S] assembly targeting complex
Source: RefSeq, a predicted model, not a curated record
UGUUUUAUGCAGGCAGGUUGCGCAGUGCAGUGCGAGUUUAGCAUUAGCACCAGAUUUCAGAGACAGAUAUUCACAGUUUAACUUGGACUAAAAACAGCGUGUAAAUGUCAGGAGGAACCCGUCUGGAGAACGCUAACCCUGUGAUCUUCCAGCGGUCCGGGGAAAGGCUGCUGACCGCUGCAGACGAGGAUGAAGACGUGCAAGACCCCAUCGACGACAGGGAAAUAUUUGAUCUGAUCAGAUCCAUCAAUGACCCAGAACACCCUCUGUCUCUGGAGGAACUCAAUGUCGUGGAGCAAAUACGAGUUAAAGUGAACGAUGCAGAAAGCAGUGUGGGUAUCGAGUUCACACCCACGAUCCCCCACUGCAGCAUGGCAACUCUCAUUGGCCUGUCAAUCAAAGUCAAGCUGCUUCGCUCCCUGCCCGACAGGUUCAAAAUUGACGUCCACAUCACUCCAGGGACUCACGCCUCAGAAGAAGCAGUGAACAAACAGCUGGCAGACAAAGAGAGAGUUGCAGCAGCUUUGGAGAACUCCUCGCUACUGGAGGUGGUCAACCAGUGCCUGACGUCCAGGAGCAUCUGAGCAUCUUUGACUAUUUGAUAUUUGGCACCUGAGAUGUAUCUGUCUGACCAACAAUCACUGAUUCAGGUGUGAAUAGCUGCAGCUGGUAGACACAGAUGCAGCACAAAGAGAGUCAAGAUCACUGUGUUUACUGUGUUUCUUGGAGGAAUGUAUAGAGGGAAUCCCAAUUCCAAGAGAAUAAACUAAAUAUGAUUCAGACCAGUUUGGACAAAGCAGAGAAAUUCAUUCUUCUAUCUGUGGAUAAUAAUUUGUAUUGUUACAAAAGGAUUGAAUCAUAAUUAGAAUAAUAAUUUGUCCUCAACAUCUCCUGAAAAUCUGCAGCAACAAUCCCCACGUGUGUAUAAUAUUAAUGCUUCUUAGAUUUUAUUAAAAGUAUGCAUUUCAGUAAUAAAAAUAAAAUGAUGCAGAUA